AUGUUGGCAAAUCUCUGGGAUGUGAUUGUGGUGGGCGGUGGCCUCGCAGGGAGUGUCAUCUCGUCCAGGUUGUUGCAGAACAAUACGUCACUCAAGAUCCUCUUGAUUGAGGCGGGCGAGGACGUGUCGACGAACACUAUCAUUCCGUAUGCAGACAAUCAGGCCCUUCUGGUGCCGUCGCCAUGGAGUUGGAAUGAUACUACGGUCCCGCAGACGGGGCUGGACAAUAGGGUUAUACCUAACCCAGCUGGAAAGGGUCUUGGUGGAGGCACGAUUAUCAACUCAUGUGGAUGGAUCCGUGGUAACGAGAAUGACUUCGAUCUGUGGGCCAGUACUGUGGGCGACUCGAAAUGGAGCUACAAUGGCCAACUGCCUUACUUCCGCAAGGUGGAACAUACAUGGAACGCCUCCGCAAACCCUGAAGAACACGGCUUCGUAGGACCCAUGUGGUUCGCCUCUGUCUCUUCAACUGGUCGCAACUAUCCUCUUCGCAACACCAUCAAGUCUGCCUGGGCGGAAGCCGGUCUGCUACCUCCCGCUGAUGGAGAUGCCAACGACGGCACGCCGCUGGGACUUGGGGAGCUCAACGAGAACCGCAAGAAUGGUCUCCGUGAACUCGCCUCCUCCGCCUACCCCCUCGCCGGUGUCACUGUUCUUACCAACACGCUCGUCGGCAAAAUCCUGAUCUCUCAGGUCGCCGGAUCUCUCUUCGCUACGGGGGUGAAGCUUGCAAAUGGAACCGAGUUCUACGCAAAAAAACAGGUCAUCCUGUCUGCUGGCGCCUACCGCACGCCCCAACUCCUCAAGCUCUCCGGCGUCGGUCCUACCGCUGAAUUGAACGAGUUCGGCAUCAAGCAACUCGUCAAUGCGCCCGCUGUUGGCACUGGGCUAGCAGACCACAUGCUCCUAACGCUGUACUGGAAGCUCCGCCCUGAGGUUGCCGCGCAAGGUGUUGCUCUCGGAAGCACCAACCCUCUCUUCGCGGAGCCUCAGUUCGGAGACGGAGUGCCGGCUGACUGGGUCGCGACUGAGUCUCUACCCACUGAUCAACUGAUAGCCGCCAUCACGAAAGACGAGGGCAAGGUGCCUUCGUCUUCCCACCCCUUGUUAGCGACCAAGCGUUCGUUCAUGGAAACCCUCAUCAUCUAUGCUGGCGCCAGCGCUGCGGAUCCGGUUAUUCAGUACAACGGCUCUCAUAUCAUCAGCACCAUGGUUGGUCUGUUGCCGACUUCGAGGGGCACGGUCAAGCUUGCGUCGACCAACCCAGCCGACCAUCCCAUCAUCGAUCCUCAGUACUUCACAACCGAAGUUGACAAGCUGAACUUCCGACACGGGAUCCAGAGGGUUGCGCAGUUGUUUCUUGGAACGCCGACUGGUAAUGCCACUAUCGAAGGAGAGACGCCGGCGGAUGGGUUUGCGCCGAUUACGCUAUCGUCGGAUGACGAUUACUUGAAUGCGAGGGCUAGACACAGUUCCGAAAACUCAUAUCACCCCAUGGGCACUGCGGCCAUGGGCAAAGUCGUCGACAAUAACCUCAACGUCAUCGGAGUCAAGAACCUGAAGAUCGCAGAUACGAGCGUGUUUCCAGUGGUCAUCACUGCGCAUUUGCAGCAGGCGACGUACGCGAUGGCGGAGCAGGCCGCGGUGAUAAUUGCGGCGGCGUGCAAGAACUAAAUAAUUCUAUGUAAAGAGGUAGUAACAAUUACUUUCUGAAAUUUUUUAAACUGGCUGGAGGGUGUAUAUAGCCUUCUCUAAUGGCAUUAAUACGGU
Messenger RNA from Mytilinidion resinicola, 1770 nucleotides. Its product is annotated as glucose dehydrogenase. The record is from RefSeq and is a predicted model, not a curated record. Lineage: Eukaryota; Fungi; Ascomycota; Dothideomycetes; Mytilinidiales; Mytilinidiaceae. The transcript is spliced from 3 exons. Gene Ontology annotation, molecular function: oxidoreductase activity, acting on CH-OH group of donors; flavin adenine dinucleotide binding. The coding region runs from base 1 to 1674 and encodes 557 amino acids.